Chelonus insularis is the source of this 1980-nucleotide messenger RNA. Its product is annotated as protein tilB homolog. Gene Ontology annotation, biological process: cytoskeleton organization. Gene Ontology annotation, molecular function: protein binding. Bases 505 to 1782 code for a protein of 425 amino acids. The transcript is spliced from 10 exons. NCBI's taxonomy places the organism in Eukaryota, Metazoa, Arthropoda, Insecta, Hymenoptera, Braconidae. The record is from RefSeq and is a predicted model, not a curated record.
GAUUUGAUUAUAUCAUUUAUAUUAAUAAUAGAAUUCAUUUUAAAAUUUAGAUAGAUAUUGGAAAUUCAAAUACGUGGUAAAUAAUUUAAUUUUUACAUGUAUUAUCCGGAGUAUCUUCCUCAACGAAGUAGCAUUUAGUACGCAAGCAAAUCCGACAGGGUACCAUAUAAAUGGGAACGAAAGUCACGUUCCCCACUCUCACACCUUGAUCACGGUCUAUUUCCAUUUGUAUUUAUGUAAAAGUUGAAGUGUAGGAAGAUGACCGUUAUGGUGUUGCAAAGUACGAUUACUUUACGUAAACAAUUAAUACAAACAUCAAAUUAAUCUGGUAUUCGAUUGUCAGAAAAUGUUAAAAUCACAAUCCAUAUACUGUAACCUACAAAAAAAUACAUUUUUCAAUAUGGUUAAAGUUUUUAUACUUAAUUAACUAAUAUUUUUUUUAUAAUUUACAUAUAAAAAGAAUUAUACGUGUUUAGCCAUUUGUUAAAAAAACAUUCAUCUAAAAUGGUAAAAUUAACUGAAGAAAUGGUCAUAGCACGAUCACGAACAUCUGAUUUGACAGAAGUCAAAAAAUUAAAUUGUUGGGGUUCUGAAUUAACAGAUGUUAGUAUCCUACGAGAAUUAAAAAAAGUUGAGGUUUUAUCAUUGAGUGUCAAUAAAAUAAGCAGUUUAGCGGAUUUCCAGUUUUGUUUAAAUCUUAAAGAGCUUUUUGUAAGAAAAAAUAAUAUAACUGAUUUAAAUGAAAUAUGUUAUCUUCAAAACUUGCCAAAUCUUCGUCAUUUAUGGCUUGCAGAAAAUCCUUGUGCUGAACAGAAGGAGUAUCGUUUAACGGUAAUCAAAGCUUUACCAAAUUUAGAAAAAUUGGAUGGUUCAUUUGUAGAUGCUGAGGAAGCAAAUUUUGCAUUAUCAAAUGGAAAAACUCUGUAUAAUCCUCUUGAAAUAAAUGGAUCUUCAGUUCAGUCUAUGUUGGCUAGUUCAGAGGAUGUAGCUGAAAUUCCAGAAGAUGCUGAACCUGAACAAAACCGUAGUUCUAGCUCUUCUAGUGAUCAGAGGAGUUACGAUGAUUAUCAAAAAGUCAAUCAAGAAUAUCAUGACGUAGAUCGUCGAAAUGCAAAUCAUAAUGUUAAAUUAACGCAUCAGCAUUCUCAUGACAACCACCUCAGUUAUGAAUUCCAAAAUGGACAAGCUCAAAAUUUAACAAAAGAUAAUGGAAUAAAAAAUAUUCCACACAUAAAUGGAGAUAAUUCACUAAUUAAUAGGUCUAUUAUAUUAAAGGAACAUGAAAAUAACAAACCGGUAUUUGUACCUGUAUAUGUACGACAUUAUGGUACGAAUCCUAAAGAAAGCCGGAACAGUCGGGAAUAUGAACGUAUGAGUUGUCAGCCUAAUCAACGAUAUCAACAGCUACAAUCUCCACCAAGGUCAGCCUACUCUACAAUUGAAUACCAAGAUGAGAAGCGAUUUUCUGAUCGAAAUAGUUAUGAAUAUGAAGAUAAAUCUCAUAAUCAUAUAGAUAAUGAAGAGUCAUAUUAUCCUCCUCAACCACGACGGUCAUCGUCUUAUCAGAAUAGUGAAAAGGAAGAUCACAGAGAAAGAGAUAUGUCGAGAUGUAUGAGGCAUUUAGAAAAAGAUAAAUGUCAUUUUCAUUAUAACAGAAGACCUGUAACAAGAAAUUCCAACAUAUUAUCAGCCGUUUUGUGCCUAGUGAAAGAAUUAGAUUUUCCGAGUCUAGAAGUUGUUGAGAUGGCCGUUCGAAAUAGAAUGGAUGAGUUAGAUGAAUAAAUACGAAAUUAAACUAUCCAUAAUUUCAUUCAUUUGAAUAAUUCAAUAUAAGUAAUAUAAUUUAUUAAAAUUAUCAUUUUAGUUUAAUUUACAAUAGUUUGAAAAGAAAUAAUGAAAUAUUCAAUAAAUUUUGACUCUUAUAUUCAAAGGUUAAGUAUAUAAUGCAAUUAUUAUAAAUAAAAAGUAUUUGAAACAUGA